AUGGCCCAGCCCGAUGCCGCCACCGGCUCAGACGCUGUCAACACGACCGCGACAACGGCAGCGCCCAAGAAGCCUGCGUCGGCACCCGAGAAGAAGUACAAGUGCCAGUACUGCAACCGAGCCUUCAGUCGAAGCGAACAUCGGAGUCGACAUGAGCGAUCGCACACCAAGGAGCGCCCCUUCAAGUGUCAGAAAUGCCGAAGCACCUUUGUCCGUCGAGAUCUGCUCUUGCGUCACGACCGAACUGUCCACGCGAAGGAUGGCGGUGUGCCUUUGCAGUCUGAAAGCAGAAAGAAAUCGGGGACAGGUACAGGGACGAAGACGUCGCCCUCAACGGCGGCUCCGUCAAAGCCCUCGAUCAACAUCGAUGCUGGCACGUUGGAGCAAAUAGAGGCAAGCAGCGAUGGUAUGCUCGACCUUGAAACUGCCGCCAUGUUGAUGACAGACUUCCAACACAAGGCGGCAGCAGCAGUGAACGGCCAUCUCCAGAACGGCGAAGGAUUCACCCCCAGCUACUCUCCGGACCGCAGCUCUCUCCUCGAAUCUUCCGACUAUCUCAGUGGUCCCCACAGCCUACCACAUAUGCCCUGGGACACGUUCAUGCCACAAGGACCGUCGCAAUCGAAAGCACAUUCCAUGUCGAGCCUGUCUUCGCAAGACAACCUGUCUCAGCCACCGUACGUCCACAUGGGAUCCAUACAGCCUCAUCAAACGCACCUCCCGCCCAUCAUGGAACGUCAAAACUCGCUCGGCAGCUCUCUUCCUCCGGCAUUCCCCUCGUUGGCGGACACUUUCCCGGUUUCUGGAACCCCGACACCAAAUGCGCUGUCCCCAUUUCCCUCCAUGACUGGCCCUGUGUCUCCGGUGAAUUACCGCAAGUCGCCAGGUCCCGCCCAACCCCUUUCCCUGCCCAAAGCUCCACAGUUCAACAAUGAGGACGAAAGAGCGAUCAUUGCUAACCAACUAGGCGGGGAUAUCAUUCUACCACCGUUGCCCUCCAUCAAUCUCUACCUCACCACGUACUUCAACUUGUUCCACCAUCACAUGCCCUUCCUCCAUCCCGUCACAUUCCGCCCUGAGAGCUCCGAGCCGGCUCUGCUCCUGGCCAUUUUGUCGAUUGGAGCACUCUAUAACUUCGAGCAAGAACAAGCAUAUCUUCUUCAUCACGGCUCCAAAAAACUCGUGAACCAAUUCCUGCAAAACAAAGACAAUUUUGACUCCCGCAAAUGCCCACUUUGGACGAUGCAGAGCACCCUUCUGAACAUGGUCUUUGAGAGCUGGAGCGGCGGUUCUCAAGGAUUGGAAUGGGCAUGCUCUAUUAAGAGCUUGCUUGCUAAUAUGGUUGCUGGCAACAAAUAUGAGCUCAAGCUUCGAAUCGAUGCACGUUCGGGUACGCACCCGACUCACGAAGAGUGGGUUGCCGAAGAAGGAUGCCGGAGGACCUACUAUGCGGUCUACAUAUUCUUUGGCAUGCUGACUCUUACCUACAACCACACCCCAGCCAUCAGCUUUAACGAAUUUGAUUCGUUGCCUCUCCCAUCAUCAGAAACGCUGUGGAACAUCGAACCCUCGGAUGAAGAAUCGUGGCAAGACAUCUUUGCAGCUUCGCCAACAAUAACUGUACGCGAGGCGCACGAUAGCCUUUUCCAAGGUGAUCCAGCCCGCUACAGUGCUUUCGCAACUAGGGUGAUGAUCAAUGCCCUGUUCUUAGAGGUCUGGAAUCUGAGAAGGAGCUUCGAGUCAUUGCAGGACGUUGUUUUGGAAUGGAAGAUUAGAAUCGCCUUGGAAACCUGGGAGCGAUCUCUUGAUCUGUGUGAACCCGAGACCAUUGUCGUUCCACUGUCCACACCCCACAAAAGCCAUCCACUCAUCUUCAACUCGAUGGCGGUCUACCGAAACACGCGGGCUUUCCUUGAAGUGGACCUUAAGAAUGUCCAGGAAGCCUUGCGGUACCACAACUCUUUCGAAAUUGCCGGCGCAAUGACACUCUCCCGAGACAAUGUCAAGCGGACCAAGGAGAUGAUCAAAGUGGUCGAACAAUGCUACGAGUGUAUGGAGAUCGUUGCUAUGCAGGGCAUCAACUGGGUGACGAAGACUUCUGCGACCAACUGGAGCAUUGAAUUCCCUCUCUGCGGUCUGGAACUCAUUACGAUUCUCAGUCUGUGGCUAUAUCGUAUAGAGCAUGACGACCAAGAAGCGACCGAAGAGGAGCUCGCCAUGUACAUGAAAGUGCGUGGGUUGUUCGACGACGAUGCUGUUGAUUCAAACGGCUCUCGUUUGAGCUCUACAGUCGCGCGGGUUUGGGGCACUAUGCUGGACGGCGUCGUGGUUUGGGGUAUCUCCAAGACCAUGGGUGAAUCGUUCAAGCUACAUGCCCAAGCUCUGGUUGGAUAUAUUGAUGAACUCCCCAUGGAUCCCGUCACAGGCAUGCCGCAGGUCACGGAUCAAACCAUGAUGGGCAUGGAAACAGCAUAUUGA
This is a messenger RNA of Capronia coronata CBS 617.96, 2478 nucleotides long. RefSeq lists its product as uncharacterized. Gene Ontology annotation, molecular function: DNA-binding transcription factor activity, RNA polymerase II-specific; zinc ion binding; RNA polymerase II cis-regulatory region sequence-specific DNA binding. The record is from RefSeq and is a predicted model, not a curated record. The transcript is spliced from 4 exons. The coding region runs from base 1 to 2478 and encodes 825 amino acids. Gene Ontology annotation, biological process: regulation of transcription by RNA polymerase II; DNA-templated transcription. Lineage: Eukaryota; Fungi; Ascomycota; Eurotiomycetes; Chaetothyriales; Herpotrichiellaceae. Gene Ontology annotation, cellular component: chromatin.